AAUCCGGUCCGACCCAAAAAAUCACCAGCUUAACGACCUUCAAACCCACACCCAACGGUAGUCAAAAACACAUUCUACCCAACAUCACUAUGGCCCCUUCAAUAACAGAUAACAAUGUUCCUGUCCCGGAUAUCGGCUCUGCGUCGGAGACUUCAGCAGCAGCUAUUUCUGAAGCUCAAACAAUCUCUGCAGGUUGAGUCCCAUCCAUCAAUCCAGGAGUCACAGUUUGUGCUAACAAACAAGCAGACGAAGUAGCCCUCUACGAUCGCCAAAUCCGACUAUGGGGAAUGGAAGCUCAGGCCAGGUAUGUCUUCCCCCCCUCGCUUCACCCCUGGUAAGAUCUAACAAACUGCGUAGAAUGCGCAAUGCACACAUUUUAGUAAUAAUCAUGAAAGCUCUCUCCAACGAGGUUUCGAAAAACAUAGUUCUUGCUGGAGUUGGCUCUCUAACGGUCUUGGAUCCCGGGAUUGUUACCGAAGAGGAUCUAGGCUCGCAGUUUCUCAUAAGCGAGGAGAGUGUUGGCUUGAAUGUCUGUCAUCUUUCCAAGGUAUCCGGGAAUGAGCUGACAGAGGAGCAGAGAGCGGAAGCGGCAGCACCGGCGUUACGGCGACUGAACCCGCGUGUAGCGGUUAACGUGGAUGCUUCGGACCCCAGGAGUAAAGGCGUUGAGUUCUACAGCAAGUUUGACAUUGUCAUCGCGACGGAAUUGGACCUUGACUGUUUGGUAUCCAUGCUUUUUGAACCCCCACUCUCCAACUGGUUAUUCUAACAUCCAAUCUAAGUUGUACGUGAACGAUAUCACCCGUAAGUGUAGUCGUCCUUUCUACGCUGCAGCAUCAUAUGGAAUGUACGGGUAUAUCUUUGCGGACCUGAUAAAGCACGACUUCAUCAUGCACGUGCCCCCCCUCCAACCCCCUCCAACCCCCCUUACUACAAACUAAUGUGUAUCCUAGCGAGCGCGAAAAGUCCAACAUGAGAACCGAACUCAAACAAGAAACCAAAACCCGCUCCGUAACAGCCGUCCGCGAGAAGAAGGACUCCGGGAAAACAUUGGAAUUCGUCACAAAACAAGAGCUCUACUCCCCCCUCCGUUCCGUCGUCUCCAGCAAGGUAGAUUCGACCUGGCGUCCCCGCCGCCGCCGCAUGGUCCCGAACGUCCUCCCGGGCGUGAAAGCGAUUUGGGCAUUCCAGCAAGCCUACAACCGUCUGCCAGAAGCCAAACGUGGGGACUUCACCGAGAUGACGAGAUUGAUCACGGAGGCUAACCGCGAUCUGGGCUUACCGGACGACAUCGUCAAGUCGAAUUUCAUCGGGCCAUUUGUGGAGAACGCUACGUCGGAAAUGGCACCCGUUGCGGCGGUUCUUGGUGGGAUCUUGGCGCAGGAUGUCAUCAACGUUCUCGGUAAGAGGGAGCAGCCGUUGCAGAAUUUCUUGGUGUUCGAUGGGGAUAUGGCUGCAACACCCAUUUUGGCGUUGCAUCCGGAGGGAGAAGAGGAUAGUGCUGCU
Molecule: messenger RNA, 1506 nt
Organism: Tuber aestivum (summer truffle)
Lineage: Eukaryota; Fungi; Ascomycota; Pezizomycetes; Pezizales; Tuberaceae
Source: the annotation of a GenBank genome assembly